Molecule: messenger RNA, 1572 nt
Organism: Acipenser ruthenus (sterlet)
Lineage: Eukaryota; Metazoa; Chordata; Actinopteri; Acipenseriformes; Acipenseridae
Product: transmembrane protein 267
Exons: 3
Coding region: 153-815 (220 amino acids)
Source: RefSeq, a predicted model, not a curated record
UUGUUUCUGCCCAAUAAUUGUCGACAGGAGGUUGCCCUUGUUUGUUUGUCUUGUGGAAGAGGAAGACUGGCUGAGCUGCGGCGUGUAAGAAUGAUUUGAUACUAAAUUGCCAUGGAUGACGCCUAUUUAAUAGAAAAUUCAACAAGUUGGAAAUGGCUGUGCUUACAAUGGCUACAGAGACAGAAAAGGCCCGUGCCCUCCUGCAGACCUUCAGCACUGCCUCCAUCAUAGCCAGCACAGGACUGGGGAUGUUCUGUUUUUUUGCGGAUAGGUUUCUGGAGUUUUCUUUCAUCCAGCACAAUGAUUGGCUCAGGGCUCUUUCGGACAAUGCGGUUCACGGUGUGGUGGGCCUGUGGUCUUGGGCCAUCGUCAUUGGAAUACGGAAGAAGAGUGACUUCUGUGAAGUAAUUUUUGCCGGUUUUCUUGCCUCUGUCAUCGAUCUUGACCACUUCUAUUUAGCUGGCUCUCUUUCACUUAAAGCUGCUCUGCAUCUUCCUCAAAGACCCCCUCUUCACUGCUCCACGCUUAUCCCAGCUGCAUGCAUCUCUCUAAAAUUCCUCAUGUGGAUUUGCAAGCUAAAGGACUCCUGGUGUUUCCUUCCUUGGAUGCUCUUUAUUUCCUUGGCCUCUCACCAUGUGCGAGACGGUAUCCGCCAUGGACUUUGGUUCUGUCCAUUUGGAAGUACAGCUCCUGUGCCCUAUUGGCUGUACGUAGCAAUCACUGCAUCGUUACCUCACCUCUGUUCAGUACUCAUGUACCUGACAGGCACCAGGGAAAUGAUUUCCACAAAGCACGGCAUUGCCAUAGAUGUGUGAAUGUUCUGGGUUAUGAACUUUCUGAGUGUUUAUUCCCUGUCUGUCAAAAAGUAAUGUGUUGGCAAGCUGUCGUGUUGCAAUUGCUGGUGUGUAAAGGUUGGUUUGUGAGUGUUUUGCUACAGCACUGUACAAUAGAUUAUUUCACUGGAGGGAAUUUUUUUAAAAAUGUUUUUAAAUGUAGGUUUGGGAGGCUCCCAGUUAACCACUAACUUAGAAAUAUAACCCAUUUUAUUGUCCUUUCCUUUUGCAGCCCACUACCCCCCUAUCUCCUCCCUUGUCGUGACCCCAAGAGUGGGUAGUCUAAAUUUCGUAAACCAGUGCACUACUCCGGCAGUAGCCCCUCUUGAUUGAGACAAACAUUCCAUGUAACAAACACUAUUAAUUCAGUAUCUUCAUAAUGUCAUCAUAUAGCAAGUUGUUGGUGUUGUGACUCCUUGUGUGUUACUUUAACCUAUCAUUUAAAUCCGGUAUGGUUUAAGAUUUAAAUGUUGGUCCUGUGUCCAGCUUUUCUGUAUAUUUUUAAUUACAUUCUAAGUGGAGCACAGUUCUUUUCACUGGGUUUAGAAGAUAGAUUGCAUCAAGUUUCACAAUGGACACAAACACUGUAAUUAGAACUAUAAUAACGCAGGUCAAAAUGAAGGAAUAAACUACCUAAAGGAAGUUAUUUGGGUAAAUCUGUUCCUCCUUAUUAAUUUAUACAGUAUGUUGAUGUGACUUUUAUUCAACCAGAGUAAUAAAAACAUGAAUACAAAAAUAA